UAAGCGGAUUGACGUGACGUGACCUGAAGAACAGUGUGACUUGGCCGUAUGUCUGCGGAACGUGUGAUUUAUAGCAGUUACGUCAUUUCUUAAUACGCCCAUACAAUGUGUUGUCUUCCACUUCGCGAAGUUCACUGGUCAGAAACAACAAUAAAGGACUGCUAUACUUAAUUUCUUAGUCUGCCCAAGUGCCCAAUCCCGGAUGAGAGGAGAUAAAAUUUGGUUGCGAACUUGGGAGAAGCAACUGUACCCUAGAAGAAACAUUUUUGCUUUGAAUUUUGUUGAAUUUGCAAGGGAGGGUCGAAGAAUUUCGAAGUAACUGUUGUCAUGGAAACGUAUGAACACAACAGCCAGUAGUUCUGUAUGUUAUUUAGGUGUAAUUGAUCACGUUGUUGGCCAUGUUUGGAAUUCAGAUCAGAGAUGGAGAAUACACGAAAACUGUCUACGUAAUGAUCAGGGACCAGCGAUAUGGAGAGGCUAUUCAGGUGCUUAACAAUGUUUUACGAACAAAUUCCAAUUCAAGAGCUGGACUUUCAUUGCUUGCAUACUGUUACUUCUAUACUCAAGAUUUUGUAAAUGCUGCAGAUUGCUAUGAGCAGCUGACAGCUCUUGUCCCUGAAGAAACAGAGUACAAAUUGUACUAUGCUCAGUCUCUGUAUCAGGCCUGUCUGUAUGAGGAGGCUAUGAAAGUUACAUCUCAGAUAGAUGAUCCAGCAUAUACCACCAAGGUAAAUAAAUUAAAAGCUGCCAUAAAAUAUGGAGAAGAAGAUCUGGCUGGAGCAAAGGGUCUCGUGGACAGUGGUCCAGCAGAUGACCCUGAUACGGAAAUUAACCUUGGAUGUCUGCUAUAUAAGGAAGGAAGAUAUGAAGAUGCCUUGCAAAAAUUCACAUCAGCAGUACAGAUUUUGGGAUAUAAUCCACACCUUUCAUACAACAUAGCUCUUUGCUAUUACAGGCUGAAAGAAUAUGCUCCAGCUUUAAAGCAUAUUUCUAAUGUUAUAGAAAGGGGUAUCACAGAACACCCAGAGUUGAGCAUUGGAAUGGCUACAGAAGGGAUUGAAGUACGAAGUGUGGGUAACACACUUACUCUCCAUGAAACAGCUCUCAUAGAGUCAUUUAAUCUUCGGGCGGCUAUCGAAUACCAGCACAAGAAAUAUGAAGCUGCUAGGGAAGCUUUAACUGAUAUGCCUCCAAGGUCUGAGGAAGAACUAGAUGCUGUUACACUCCAUAACCAAGCACUGAUGAAUAUGGACACAAAGCCCACAGAAGGAUUUGAAAAGCUUCAGUUCUUAUUACAACAAAACCCAUUUCCUCCUGAAACAUUUGGAAAUCUCUUGCUGCUUUACUGUAAAUAUGAGUAUUUCGACCUGGCAGCUGACGUUCUUGCAGAUAAUGCAAGCCUUACAUACAAAUAUCUCACUCCAUAUCUCUAUAGUUUCCUAGAUGCACUGAUAACACAACAAACCUCCCCUGAAGAGGCAUACAAAAAAUUUGAUGAUAUUGCAUCAAAACACACAGAACAGCUCAGGAAAUUAACAAAGCAAGUGCAGGAGGCCAGACAAAAUCUUGAUGAUGAAUUUGUGAAAAGAGCUGUUGCAGAAUAUGAGGAUGCUUUGGACAGGUACAUACCAGUACUUAUGGCACAAGCUAAAAUUUACUGGGACAUGGAAAACUAUGCACAAGUCGAGAAAAUAUUUCGUAAGUCAGUGGAAUUUUGCAGUGAAAAUGAUACAUGGAAACUUAAUGUGGCUCAUGUAUUGUUCAUGCAGGAAAAUAAGUUCAAAGAAGCUACAGGAUUUUAUGAACCAAUUGUCAAGAAAUAUUUUGAUAAUAUUCUUAGUAUCAGUGCUGUAGUACUUGCAAAUUUAUGUGUGUCUUAUAUAAUGACAUCUCAAAAUGAAGAAGCUGAAGAAUUAAUGAGAAAAAUAGAAAAGGAAGAAGAGCAACUAUCAUUUGAAGACCCUGACAAGAAGAUAUUUCACCUCUGCAUUGUCAACCUUGUCAUUGGUACACUGUAUUGUGCAAAAGGCAAUUAUGAAUUUGGAAUAUCACGUGUAAUUAAAAGUCUUGAACCUUAUAACAAGAAACUUGGCACUGACACUUGGUUUUAUGCUAAAAGAUGUUUCCUUUCCUUGAUUGAAAACUUGGCAAAGCACAUGAUUGUUGCCAAAGACUCUGUAUUCCAAGAGUGCAUACAAUUUUUGGAACACUGUGAAGUUUAUGGCAGAGAUGUUAAAACAGUGAUACUGCAGCCACUUGAAGAGCCUCACUUACAUCAGGGGAAAAAUACAGUGACAUAUGAAGCUCGACUCCUAAAGGCAUUGCUCCUGAGACUACAAAUGUAUUAGCCAAAUUGGAUGUUGGAGGAAUAUACCAGUAAAAAUUGAAACUUUUUUAUGUGUUGAAUUCAGGAUGUAGAUAACAUUACAAGAAAAUGUUUAAUUUUCUUUGCAGGGAAAGAAGAGUAAUAUAGCAACAGAAAAGAUCAUAACAUAUUCAGUAGAAUUACAAGUCACUCUUUUGUUCUCACAGUAGUUUUUGAGGGAUUCUUUGUCAAUGUAUAUCAUGUGCUUAUGUAUUUUGUUGGAAAUUGACAAAUGUGAGAAGGAAGAUAAGCGUGAGAGAAAUAGGAAAACCACAGAAAGCAGAAAAAUUAUGUUUCUCGUAUUACCACUUUUUCACACUAAAAAUGUGUGACACAAAAUUUGUUGGAGAUCUUAUCCUUUUUUCAGCAGUCUUGUAAUAGGUACUCCAUAUGUUGCCUCAAAAGCAACUCUCUUCACACCAGAAAUGGAAUUUUGGUAGUUAUUUUUUCAAACUGGAGAACACACAGCUGGUCGUGUACAUGUACUAUUAUUGCUGGUGCUGUGGCUUUUAGUCUUAUUUAAGUAUAAGUAUUUAUUUAAUUACAACUAUUAAUUGUAUUUACAUUUAGUUAGCUACUACUCUGCAAAUACAUGUAUCCUUAAUAUCUUUUUGUUUUCCCCUAAUUUUAAAUAAAACUUCUAUUCCAUAAAUUGAUAGCUCCCCUGUAUAGAUAAUAAAUGCUGUUGGAUAAUAAAUGCUGUAGUUGUAUAAUUGGAGUUAAGGGGAGAGGGUCAGUUGAGGGAUGCAAGAAGAAACCUAUGGAUAAUGGAUUAAUCAGUUUAUGGGACAAUUAAAUAGGAGAAUUAUGAAUUCCUAUUU
Molecule: messenger RNA, 3186 nt
Organism: Schistocerca cancellata (South American locust)
Lineage: Eukaryota; Metazoa; Arthropoda; Insecta; Orthoptera; Acrididae
Gene: Ttc30
Product: tetratricopeptide repeat protein 30A
Exons: 13
Coding region: 399-2348 (649 amino acids)
Biological process (GO): intraciliary transport
Cellular component (GO): intraciliary transport particle B; axonemal microtubule
Molecular function (GO): protein binding; intraciliary transport particle B binding
Source: RefSeq, a predicted model, not a curated record